Daucus carota subsp. sativus is the source of this 1056-nucleotide messenger RNA. RefSeq lists its product as uncharacterized. The transcript is spliced from 3 exons. The record is from RefSeq and is a predicted model, not a curated record. Lineage: Eukaryota; Viridiplantae; Streptophyta; Magnoliopsida; Apiales; Apiaceae. Bases 106 to 933 code for a protein of 275 amino acids.
GAAAGAAACUGAGUCAUUGAGAUCGAGCUUUGUUCUUUCAUCUGCGAUCAAGUUUAUCAACAUUUUGAAUCAAGAGAAGCAGACAAAAUUUAAAUUCUUACAGACAUGUCUGGUGUAUCACUUGCUGUCGCUCCUCGUUCUGAGGCUGAUCAAAGCAAAGUCUCUGGGAUGACCUCACAGCAAAAAUCUUCUCAUCGCCCACAGCAAGAUCAGACUGGAGGUGUAAUGGGAUCCCUGCGUGUAAUUGAACUACAAUUAGUUGCUUUCAUAAUGGUUUUUUCUGCUAGUGGCCUAGUUCCACUCCUUGACCUUGUUUUUCCAGCCUUUGCCACGGCUUAUCUUUUUGCACUCUCUCGACUAGCUUUCCCUGCCCAUGGCAAAACUAAUGCCCCUCCAGAGGUAUUUCAUAACAGUAAACUCUUCCGCUUUUAUGUUAUUCUUGGGACCACCAUAGGGCUGUUCUUCCCAUUGGCUUACGUUCUAGGUGGAUUUGCAAGGGGUGAUGAUCAUGCUGUUCGGUCAGCGACUCCCCAUUUGUUUCUGCUCUCAUUUCAGAUCCUAACCGAGAACUUAAUCAGUGGAUUCGCUUUGUUUUCGCCUCCGGUGAGGGCAUUGGUACCUUUGCUUUAUACGAUUAGAAGGCUUUUUGUGAUUCUUGACUGGCUACAAGAUGUAUGGUUGAAUAAAACCCUGUCAUCAGAUGCCAAGUUGAAGGAUGUCUCGUGGUAUUGGUUUGGGAGGAGCUUAGCUGCAGCAAAUCUAGCCUAUUUUUCAAUCAAUCUGCUCGUAUUCCUUAUUCCGCGCUUCCUGCCACGAGCAUUUGAGAGGUAUUUCAGUGAGAGGGAUGAAAUGCAUUCCAAGGCUGCAGAAGACAAUUACGCCAAAGCUGCAGCAAAGCAAUCCAAGUCUGCCGAUGAAAAGAAAUCUGAUUAACUUCUGCUGUUAAAUAUAACGAGAAACAGACCUUGUUGCUUUGAACUUAAAAUGUAAUUUGUUAGUCGCUUACAUUUCAUGGUAUGUACUGCAACUGAAAUUGUAGUUUUUAAGGCGCUUACU